CCAGCUCUACUUAGAGUAGCGGUACUUAAGUAGGUAGAUAGGUAGGUAUAUAACCAACCACAUCUCAGACACGAGAUUGGCAUAGGUACUACUUACUUACUUGCAGAGAUACAGAAAGCCCUGUGAUUUUUUACCUUGCUCGGCUCGGGUCUUCGAAUCGUUUUAUUUAUGCACUUCCGACCGCACUCGCGGGGUACAGCGAGAUUCAUCACGAAACAGAUAUAUACGAGCAGCGCCUCGCUUACGUCAGUGUCGAGUUCGCGACUACGUGUUGUUGGAUUGAGCCGUGGAUAUUCUACUGUCGCUUCUGCUGGCGCACUGCGAAGAGGGCUCGAGUUGAAUUUGGAUCUUCAGCGACCGUUUACGCAGAGAAGAAUGGCCUCGAACGACAAGAUCACCAACUGGGUUGCCCCCGGCGAUAAGUCGGGUGAGUUCAAGCGCCAGGCGAGCUCGUUCCGCGACUGGAUCAGUGAUGCGCCAGAUGCCAGGUUCCCGCCUGAGAAGGGCAGGUAUCAUUUGUAUGUCAGCUAUGCUUGUCCUUGGGCUCAUCGCACCCUUAUUGCGAGGAAGUUGAAGGGGCUGGAGGAGUUCGUCUCUUUCUCCGUUGUGCAUUGGCAUAUGGGAGAGAAAGGCUGGCGUUUCCCCACGGCCGAAGACAAUGAUGCAGCAGGCGAGAAUGUGGUACCAGACCCAUUACCGGGCCACGAAUCAUUCACACACCUGCGCAACCUGUACUUCAAGGUCGAGCCGUCCUACAGCGGGCGGUUCACGGUGCCCGUGCUCUUCGACAAGAAGACGGACACGAUCGUCAACAACGAGAGCUCUGAGAUCCUGAGGAUGUUCAGCACCGUCUUCAACGCUCAAUUACCUGCGGAGUACGCGAAGAUAAAUCUCUACCCCGAGAACCUGAGGGCGGAGAUUGACGAGGUUGGCGCUUGGACGUACGACGAUAUUAACAACGGCGUGUAUAAGAGCGGCUUUGCGACGACGCAGGAAGCGUACGAGAAGAAUGUCGUCAAGCUUUUUGAGGCAUUGGAUAAGGUCGAGGAGAAGCUGAAGAAUGGCAAGGGUCCGUAUUAUUUUGGCGAUGUUUUGACUGAGACUGAUGUGAGACUCUACGUAACCAUCGUCCGAUUCGACCCAGUCUACGUGCAGCACUUCAAGUGCAACAUCCGCGACAUCCGCAGCGGAUACCCCGCCAUCCACAAGUGGAUGCGGAAUCUGUACUGGACGCACCCGUCCUCGGCCUUCAAGGACACGACCAACUUCCUGCACAUCAAGAACCACUACACCAAGAGCCACACGCAGAUCAACCCGUUCUCUAUCUGCCCUGUCGGCCCUUUGCCGGAUAUCUUGCCGCUUGAGGAGGAGGUUCGGUGCUGCUGACUCAGGGCUGCUUUGUGAGGGGGUUGAGUUGAGUUUGGGUAGAGAGGAGGGGAUUACGGCUCAAAGAGAGGGGAAAAGCACCGAGUCAAAACUGACCAAUUCGUUGAACCUUUUUCCUUCAGGAUAGAUAGCAAUACAAGGAACGAACAGCAGAAGAGAAGGAAGCGGACAUGGUCGAAAUCCAAAAGAAUGGUUUUUUCUACCUCACCCACUAACUAAUCAAUGCCUUUUUACUUUACUUUUAUUGUCAUCCGUUUCUUCGAAUGAUG
Xylaria bambusicola is the source of this 1655-nucleotide messenger RNA. RefSeq names its product glutathione S-transferase. Gene Ontology annotation, cellular component: cytoplasm. NCBI's taxonomy places the organism in Eukaryota, Fungi, Ascomycota, Sordariomycetes, Xylariales, Xylariaceae. The coding region runs from base 169 to 1386 and encodes 405 amino acids. The record is from RefSeq and is a predicted model, not a curated record. Gene Ontology annotation, molecular function: glutathione transferase activity. The transcript has 5 exons.